This is a messenger RNA of Ostrea edulis (European flat oyster), 6230 nucleotides long. Its product is annotated as baculoviral IAP repeat-containing protein 2-like. The record is from RefSeq and is a predicted model, not a curated record. Gene Ontology annotation, biological process: negative regulation of apoptotic process; positive regulation of protein ubiquitination; regulation of cell cycle. Gene Ontology annotation, cellular component: cytoplasm; nucleus. Gene Ontology annotation, molecular function: ubiquitin protein ligase activity; cysteine-type endopeptidase inhibitor activity involved in apoptotic process. The transcript has 11 exons. Bases 2071 to 3345 code for a protein of 424 amino acids. NCBI's taxonomy places the organism in Eukaryota, Metazoa, Mollusca, Bivalvia, Ostreida, Ostreidae.
UAUCACAGGGUUAAAGUGUAAAUAUAAAUAUAGAGAAAUAUCUUUGUAAAAUCUCACCAACAGUAGGGCGAUGAUUAUUCAUUAAAGAAUGUAUCUUCAGAUAGUUCAAUAAUGAGGGAUUGACGGUAGGGUGGUGGUCACAAAAGAGGAACAAAGCUUUAGGUGGAAAUAUACAGGACAUUUAUUAAAACAAAUUGGUCUUGAGAGUAACAGGGGAAUACCAAGUAAUAUCCGAUUGUAAAUGCCCCCAUGUUGUGUGGAUUCAAGAUUUUUAUAUCUCUGCUUUCAGUCGGGGGCAUGUCGUUUUGUCCGUAUCUGCCUCUCUGUCCAAUGCUUUUUUCACGGGAAUAAAGAUUGUUUUGUUAAAUCUUAAUCAUAACAACAGCUGAACAACGACAAGUUUAAGGUGGCUCAGUAUCCAACUCCUCUUAUGUUGGAUUGAUGCAUUGGUACAUGGAAGGAGACCAGAUGGGUUAUUCAUUUGGAACUUACUUCUGGUGCAAUAUGAUAAUUAUACCAAUGGCUUUAGUGCUAGCAAACAUUUUACAUCAACGUCCGAUGUAUCGUGAGAAGUAUUCCACUACAAUUAGAGAUGCUAGGCGUUCAAAGAGAAAAAUUAUUGCUGUGGAAGAAAACGCAAUACGUCCAAAGUACAGACGUAAAGAACCUAAAGAUAUUACAUGCCAAAAGAGAUACACACAGCUAGAUAUUUUGAAGACUGUAGUUUCUGUUCACAGCGAGAGCUGUAUAGAACUUCGAAAUAAGCACACUCUACGUCCAGGUUAGAGUGUCCGCUGUUAAGCUUCGCAAACAAAGACAGAUUUGAAAAUUUCAACGCUAAGCAUUCUUUAUUUGAACCAAAUAAAAUAGUUAACUUUGAAGCCAAAUACACGUCUGAAUGUGGAUCAGUAUUAACGAAGAGUACAACGGCACAAUUUGAAUCUCUGGCAUCGUUGUUAAGAGAUGCAUCAUCAGUCCGGUAUUUCUGAAAACAAUUUUAACACACAAGUGAAUACUUGUCUAGAGUCACCGGUAAGCAUGUCGUUGCGGCAAAAUUUUGACACAUAUGAAAUAGAUUUUUCUAUCUUGAAAGAAAAUUUCAUCAGUCGAGAUGAAUUGAUGCCACCUCCAGUCGUUCACAAAAGUCUGAGUUUAUUGCAUGGAAUUACAAAUGAUGAGUUGAAAUGCUCUGGAGGUAGUAACCAAUCAGCACUUUACAUUGACACAAAGGAAGUAUCUUCAGUUACACGUUUUGAUAAGAAAGACGCAUUAGAUGCAAAAAUUACUCUGGAGUCCUCACAUUGUGAUUUGGUAACACUUUCAGGUUUUCUAAGCACCGGAGUGUAUGGUAAUUCGUUUUCUGCACAGCGCGAGAUACCCUCAGUGCAAAAAGUGGUUAGUCUGGUCGAAAGUUCGCCGCUUGAAACUAACAAUGAUAAACGAGGAGUCACAAACGUCAAAUAUCAUCAGAAAAAUUCAAGUCAAGGGUUGUGCGCUUUGAUUAAAAAACAAGUGAAAAGAUAUUUUGAGUCCAGGCAAAGAAGGAUAACUAGUCAACAGAAGCAUAGAUUGAUAAAAAAUACAGUGAAAUGUUGUUUGUGAAGGAGAAAACAAUCAAAGAUCAGCCAUUGUCAAACGAUUCAUUGUUGUCCUUUCCUUAAUGUGCGAAGUGAAGAAGAUUGCAAUGAACCUCAAAUAACGGUGCUUCCUCAUCAGACGGACGAUGAAUAUCUACACUCUCAUACGCCUCCGGAGUCUGUCAGAUCAUUGACUUCCCUUUUCAAUGAUGUCUCUUUUCAAUCAGCCAAUGACGAUGAUAGAUACCGUUAUGAAUGGUUUCGAUUAGCGUCUCUUUGUCACUUUGAUUCCGAUUCCGUCCAUGCUAUCAUCCUUGCCAGAAAUGGUUGGUACGGUACAGAAAACGGAAAUGAAACCGUUUGCUAUAGCUGUCACAGAGUUCGACAGAAAUGGGAAAGAGGCGAUGACCCACGGGAUUUUCACGACUCUAACUGCAGAUUUCUUCUUGCGGAAUUGAACAAUGUACCAAUACAAAGACAUUCUGUUCAGAACAUGAUUCCUGCUACCGAUCCGCUGCUUUCGACAGAACGAAACACACAUAACAGUGGCAUAUUACAGCUAACAGUUACUCAUGAAAAUAUCACAACAGACGGAAGACAAACGUUAAACUCCAUGCAAAGCAAUUCGUCAAAUAUCAAAAAUGUACAGGAUCUCCCGAAGCGGAUCACUCAACAAACAUCUGUUGACGAUUCAUCUAUUUUAAGAACAAAUUCUUCAUCUCAAAAUUCCCAGACAUCAAGAAUCGUGCCGACGGAAGAUGAAACCCCAAGACAAACUCUAGUUCAGACCCCAGAAUCUGCUGCUUCAUCAUUAAGUACAUCGAGAGAAACUCAGUUAGAUGCUUUGAUGAGAGACCCCACGGGGAUCAAUUUUGAACGCCCCAAAUACUCGUCCUAUGCCAUUCUGGCUGCUCGGAUCAGAUCCUUUACUGAUUGGCCGGUGACCAUGACUCAGACACCACGUGACAUGUCUUUGGCCGGGUUCUCCUAUGCUGGAUACGAAGACUACACACGGUGUUUCUUCUGUGGAGGGGAGCUGAGGAACUGGGAGGCAGACGACGAUCCGUGGGUCGAGCACGGUCGUUGGUUUAGUAACUGUACAUUUGUAAGACAAAACCGUGGACAACAGUUCAUCGACCUUGUCCUCCAGAAAAUGGCAGAAAUAGAACAAGAAACAGAGUCACUUGAAUCAGAUCCUUUGGAUAAUGAAUCAUCUGAAGAGGAAAGGAUAAUGAAUUCUGCCGUUGUAAGGAGUAUGAAAGACAUGUGGUACAACGAUGAGAUAAUUAAGGCAGCUAUUAGCACUAUCAAGAGCAGACUAACCAAAGGAAUGCAUAAGGUGUCUACCCAUGCAAUUUUGGAUAUAGUCUUUGAACUGGUUGAUGAAGAGAGAACAGAUCCUUCUAAUGAAUCGAACUCGAAUAAAGGUUCUAAGGGAGAAACAACGAUGGAAUUUCAUUUCAACGAUACAAACAUUUCCGAAGAAUUGAAAGACAGAUCUCCACCUCAGCAAAGUAUCGAUAUAGAAGAUGAAGGGAUUUCUCAGUGUGAUAACAGUUUGAUCGAAAACGAUAUGGAUCCCGUCCACCGUGAGAACACGAGUCUGAAGGACCAGACCCUGUGUAAGAUCUGUAUGGAGAAGAAUGUGUCCAUAGCCUUCCUGCCCUGUGGUCAUCUGGCCUGCUGUGUGGACUGCGAUCCGGCCAUGAGAAAAUGUCCGAUAUGUAGGGAGUUCGUUAGGGGCACUCUAAAAACGUUUCACCUGUAAACAUGUAGGGAAUCAGUGAUUCAUCUAUGAAGAUGGAAAAAAGAUAUAUUUGUUUUCUUCCUUACAAGAUUUUUUCUGUCUUCGAAAUCGGGAGUUGAUGAAUAAAUAGAUAAAUAGUGAUAUCAUAAACGGUGGAGCAGUUAAGGGGACUAACUACUGUGUAAGAUCCAAACGGAGAAAAAUAUAUUCAUCACUUACGUCAGAAGAAUUAAGCUGCAAAUUGUUUACAUUACAUACAUAUAUACUUGAGGCAUCAUCAAAGCAACUCUCAUCGCUUGAACUUUCUUGAUAGAAACAAGCUAAUAAGAAUUUUUACGGGCAUGAUAUUUUGAUAUUGCAACAGUUUCAAAUGUUCAAAGGAUUAUUCGUUGACCUAGUAUCUUUGACGUCCCAUUUGAGAUUUAUUUUACUUGGGUAGAAAGUUCACCAGCUUAAAUGAAAUGUCAAAAUUUUCAGUAUAUGAAUGACGUUCAAGGUCGUAGCAGAGCGGUGUUUUAACUGGUUGUUAAAGAAACACUCACUAUUUAGAUACUAAAUGUUUCAUAUUUGAGGUAGCGACAAGAUCAGUGAUCGAAUAUCGGUAAACUGCAUGCUAUAAUUCAACUUUAAAAUUCCAUCCGCCUCGGUGUUUAUCGAAAACAUGCAUUGUUUUCGAAGGGGUUCGUUAUGUAUUUAGUAUCCAUAUUUCAUUAGAAAAGUAUGCUGCAUAUGCGAUUUUAGUUUUACUUACCUAACCCGAAGGUUGAAGUCAGCUAUUCCCAUCAAACUUUAUUCGUUGUCAGUAAAAUGUAUUACAAAAAUUACAGUGUAGUUGGUUAUAUAGAGCUAGUAUGGAAUGAAACGAUUUUUUUUAUCUUUUAUUUAAAAUAUUUAUUUCAUAAUGCAAACAUACAUCAUGGCAAUCAUAAUGCAUAUCAAACAUCAGAAAGAUCAGGGGAAAAAAUCUUCUUCUUUUUUUUUCGUGUCAUAUAAUUAUCUCCCUCACGCAUAGCUCAUAUCCUUGAACUAAUUUGACUCCACUUUUUUGGCACACUAUUUUUGCCUAUAAUAGCUCUAAAACGUCAUUGUUAUUUCGGAUUUCAAACAUUUCAGUUGAGCAUCACUGAAGAGACGUAAUUUGUCGAAAUGCGCAUCUGGUGCAUCAAAAUUGGUACCGUAUAAGUUUUACAUAAUGCAUACAUAAUAAUAGUAGUGAUGUAUUUCAAAAUACAUAUCAUGCAUAAGAAAAUUGUAAUGUACAUAAAUCAUAUUAACCAUAGUGUAUUUCAUAUAUACAUCAAAAUAAAAUACACCAUGCAUCAGGAAAAAAAUCACAACAAUUUAUUUCUUAAUGCAUAAAUUAUACAUCACAACAAUCAUAGAAAUUAUGAGAUUUCAUUUCAUAAUGUAUGUCAAAAAUUAUUUUCACGAUGCCUAUCAAUCAGAAUAUAUUCAUUUCAAAAUUACAAACAGUUUCCUACAUUCUUAUAAAAAUCGUGUCUAUUCUUGCCAAUAUUGGCUACUACCAUAUUCUAAAUAAGAAUUUCAUAUUUAAGUUUAUGCACGAGAUCUUGCUCCAACAUUUUCUCCUUCUGUAGUCUACAUUUCAUUUUAUAUUUAUAUAUAGAAAAACUUAUAAAAGAUACAUAGUUAUUCAAAAGGAAUGUUUUUUCGCUGAUUUCAUUAUAGUAUCCGAGGACAAUAGUUUUCCAUGUAAUUUCAAAUUUCAAAAAGGAGCUCAUUUUCUCCCAAAUAUGUUUAACAAUUUGCAUUCAAACAAAAGAUGUUUUAUGUCUUCAUCUACAUUGCAUCUUUCACAUAAUGGAGACACGUCUUGGUUCCAUUUGCUUACAUAUACAUUAUUGUUCAAAGUACCAUUUAGUAGUUUAUAGUUAAAUUCUGAUAUUCUUUUUUCAUACAUUUUUAUUUUAUUUUUGUGAAAUAGAUAUUUUUCCAGCUAGAAUAGCUGAUAUUAAAACAUUUUUUCCAUCUAUUUUCAUACAAUGGUUUUUGAAACUUCAUAUUUAUGAACACCGAGUAGUAAAAUUUACUUUCAACAUUUUCAGCUGAUUUUACAACAUCAUUUCUAAACAAAAAAUGUACAUCAGGUUUUAUAUUAAUGUAUUUUGAAUAAUUAGAGUCAAUUUUUUCUUUAUAGAUUUGAAUUGCCCUUUUAAGCAAAAUAUAUUCACAAAAAAUGUUAUUUCUCUUUUUCAAUUUAUCUGUAAAGUACAUUAUAGUAUGUUCAUCAAAAACAUCUUUAAUAUAUAAAAUUCCACCCUGUAUCCAAUUUUCAAAACACAAUGUUUUUGAUUCAUAUUGAAAGAGUUUGUUGUUCCAGAUAAACUGACUACGAAACUCGUCUUUCUUUAAAGUUUUUAUGUCCAGUGGCUUUUUGGAUUUAUUAAAAGCUGAAAAUAUAUUUCCAUAGAAAGGGGGGGGGGUAACAUUUUGAAAAAAAAAAAAAAUUUAAAAAGGUAUUCUCGGACGUUUUUAAAACAUCAAAAAUAGAGAUAUUAUAUUGCUGCAAAAUAUUAUUAAGUGUUCUAUGUGUAACACUUUUUACAUCAACAGGGGAUGCUUACUCCUCCUAGGCACCUGAUCCCACCUCUGGUGUGUCCAGGGGUCCGUGUUUGCCCAAAUAUCUAUUUUGUAUUGCUUGUAGGAGUUAUGAGAUUGAUCACUGUUCGUUAUCUUCACCUUGCAUUCUACUUAUCCAUGAUGUUUUGGCAGCAUAACAUUUACUUUCGAUAUCAAUUAUACCAAUACCACCUUGCUCUAUUUUGCCUAUAAGUGUAUUUCUUUUAAUUCUGUCUCGUUUAUUCCAAAUAACGUUAAAUAUUACUUUGAAACAUUUUUGAAAAAUUCAUCCUUAGGAUUUUUUAAAAUAAAAGCAUUAUAUAGCA